GGUUGUGGUGCAAGCAUAAAAAUGCUGUAAAAACGUGGAACAUAAGCGUUAGCGGAACCUAUUGGAACUAGCUGGACUCCUGCCGGAGAGCAUUUUAUGUUGCCCACUUCCCGUGUUUAUGUCACGUGUUGGAGCCGGCUAACUGCAGCAUGGCGGAGACCGAGCAAUCUGUGGGACCUAAUGCAAAGGGCAAAAACAAGAAACGCCAGACCCAGCCGGUGGAGGAAUCUGAACUUCUUACUGUCCCUGAUGGCUGGAAAGAAGAUCCUUUUACAAAGGAAGAUAACCCAAGAGGAUUACUGGAAGAAAGCAGUUUUGCUACAUUGUUCCCCAAAUAUCGAGAGGCUUACUUAAAAGAAUGCUGGCCGCUAGUUCAAAAGGCAUUAAAUGAAAGUUUUGUUAAAGCAGAGCUGGAUUUGAUUGAAGGCAGCAUGACUGUCACUACAACCAAGAAGACUUUUGAUCCAUAUGUUAUCGUUCGAGCCAGAGACUUGAUAAAGUUGCUUGCCAGAAGUGUUCCGUUUGAGCAGGCAGUAAGAAUACUACAGGAUGAUAUGGCUUGUGACAUUAUUAAAAUAGGCUCCUUAGUUCGAAACAGGGAAAGAUUUAUCAAAAGGAGACAACGGCUUCUGGGACCAAAGGGAUCAACUUUAAAGGCACUGGAGCUUCUUACAAACUGUUAUAUUAUGGUUCAGGGUAACACAGUGUCUGCGUUGGGGCCAUUUAGUGGAUUAAAAGAGGUUAGAAAAGUAGUUUGGGAUACAAUGAAGAACAUUCAUCCAAUAUAUAAUAUUAAGGCUUUAAUGAUAAAACGUGAGCUGGCAAAGGAUCCAGAAUUAAGAUCCAAAAGCUGGGAGAGAUUUCUGCCACAAUUUAAGCAUAAGAAUGUAAGCAAGCGAAAAGAACCAAAAAAGAAGAGUGUAAAGAAAGAUUAUACACCAUUUCCACCACCACAACCUGAAAGCCAGAUUGACAAAGAACUGGCUAGUGGUGAAUAUUUCCUCAAAGAAAGUCAGAAGAGGAGGAAAAAACUGGAAGAAGUAAAGACAAAACAGGCAGAGGCAGUGACUAAAAGGCAAGAAGAAAGAAACAAAGCCUUUAUACCACCUAAGGAGAAACCAAUAACCAAGCCACAGAAAGCUUCCACUUCAGCUAAAAUUGAUGUGAAUGCAAUCAAAGAUAAGGUAAAGAAAGCAAAAGGAAAGAAACUUGGUGCUCUGCCUGAGGAGGAAGUAAAAAAGAAACUCUCUGAAAAGAAAAAGAAGAAAUAACUGUAGUCCCGAAUAAUUUGCAGAGAUAUGAAACUCAAAGACUUUUUCCUGAAAAUUGCCACUUUCUUCAGGACCUACAACAGUGUGUAUAGAAUAAGCAUGGAAAGGCGAAAAAGCAAAUACCCAUGUCAGUUCUUGCUUUGAAACAUAAACAAGUCCAAGCUUAAAUUAUUAUAGAAAGCCUAUUGGGUUUUAUAUAGAGGUAACUUUGUAAAUAUCCUCAUUAUAAUCAUAUGUUAUUAUACAGUUUCAUUUUUUUAAGAUACUUUAUCUAUCACUUAGAAUUAGGCUAUUACCAACCUGUAAUGUUAUUUGAAAUUGCAAUCCAAUCAAAUUUGGUUGGAAAAGUGUGAGCUGUCACUAAAGCCUAAUGAAAAAAUAAUAAAAAGGACAUUUUAUAAAUAGCAGUAAUGAAAUAUCGGUGAACAUUUUCUAAUUGGAUACUUUUAACAUGCAAAGAACACAUCAUUUAAUAUAAAUUGGUUCUCCUACAGUUAA
Molecule: messenger RNA, 1769 nt
Organism: Xenopus tropicalis (tropical clawed frog)
Lineage: Eukaryota; Metazoa; Chordata; Amphibia; Anura; Pipidae
Gene: krr1
Product: KRR1, small subunit (SSU) processome component, homolog
Exons: 10
Coding region: 150-1271 (373 amino acids)
Biological process (GO): ribosome biogenesis
Cellular component (GO): nucleolus
Molecular function (GO): RNA binding
Source: RefSeq, a predicted model, not a curated record